GCCUCGAGGUGCGAGCACGCGGAAGGCCUGUACUGUACCCGUUAAAACCCCGGCAAAUCCCCUCCCAUCUCUCGCGCUGCCUCUCUUUUCUCCCAUCCCACCGCUCACCAUGGCCGCUAUCGACGAGGCCUCUGGCCGCCGGGCGGCCAGCUGCUUCUUCGAGGUCGGCCAGCGCGAGAUCGGCUUAUCCAGCUCCCGCGCUUCGUCCUGCCGAAUCAGCGGCUCCGAGGGCCUAAUUGUGCGGAUGAGCCAAUAUGGAAAGUUGCGAGGUCAUAGUGGCUGUGUUAAUACUAUAAGCUUCAAUCCUGCUGGUGACCUCCUUGUGUCUGGUUCAGACGACACAGACAUCAUACUAUGGGACUGGCUUGCUAAAACUGAAAAACUAACUUACCCUUCUGGACAUCAACAAAAUCUCUUUCAUGCUCGUGUGAUGCCAUUUACAGAUGACAGCACCAUUGUGACCGUUGGUGCUGAUGGCCAGGUUAGGGUGGGACAACUGAAGCAGGGUGGUGAGUUCAUAACCAAACAAAUUGGGGAGCAUCAUGAUCGUGCGUAUAAGAUGGCUCUCGAACCAGGAAGUCCUCACAUACUUUACAGCUGUGGAGAGGAUGGCUUGGUACAACACUUUGACCUGCGCAGUGAUUCACCAACAAAGCUUCUCACCUGCUAUUCAUUCUCAAAUAGAAGGCGCCGUGUAAGACUGAAUACCAUUGCUAUUGACCCACAGAACCCUAAUUAUUUUUCGAUCGGUGGCUCCGAAGAGUAUGUACGGCUGUAUGAUUUUAGGAAAAUAAACUUGGAGUCUUCAAGCAAUAUGAACCUACCAGUUGAUACCUUCUGCCCUAAGCACCUUCUUAUGGGUGGGGAGGUCCGUAUCACUGGCAUUGCAUACUCUUAUUCAAGCGAGUUACUUGUCUCAUACAAUGACGAGCUUAUCUACCUGUUCGAAAACUAUAUGGGUCUUGGUCCGAAUCCUGAAUCAACACAGCCAGAGCAUUUGGACAAGCUCGAGCAGCUACAGUCAUACUCUGGUCACAGAAAUUUCAGAACUGUUAAAGGAGUCAGUUUCUUUGGACCCAAUAAUGAAUAUGUUUUGAGUGGGUCAGACUGCGGGCAUGUGUUCAUUUGGAGGAAAAAGGGAGGUGAAGUGAUGAGGAUCAUGCGCGGUGAUAAACAUAUUGUUAAUUGCAUCGAACCCCAUCCGCAUUUUCCCUUCCUAGCUACUAGUGGGAUAGACAACACGAUUAAGAUUUGGACACCUUCGUCAAGCAAAGUGAUGCAAUUGCCUCAAUAUGCAAAUAAAGUAAUAGCUUCAAACUGGCGGGAGAGGCAAUUCUAUGCCUCCCGAGGAGAAGUGACACUUUCAGCUGACGUCAUGAUGCGUAUCUUAAGAUUGCAAAGUACACAAUCUGAACUGUACGCAAAUCAUGAACCAUCUGCUGCCGAUUUCGCAACUGGUGGCGAUGAGACUUUCUUCAUUGGGCUUGGUGAUGGUGAUGGGAACCAAAGAUCGAACUCUGAUCCCAGGGAAUGCAUUGUGACAUGAGGCCAUGUGUUUUUAGGUUGCAACUUCACAUUCAGUGAUAUUUUAGUGGCGGAAAACUGAUUGGCAGUGUGUCACAACCUGCUACUUAUUUUUUCUGUUAUUGUGUUAUUAGUAUGUUAGUAUGUUCAAAUCUGUACUCAGUCUAGUAAAACAAAGGUGUUCCUUGUUUUUUUAAAAAAAAGGAGGAUGACCCCAAGCCUCUUCAUCUA
Molecule: messenger RNA, 1755 nt
Organism: Triticum urartu
Lineage: Eukaryota; Viridiplantae; Streptophyta; Magnoliopsida; Poales; Poaceae
Source: RefSeq, a predicted model, not a curated record